GUAUCGCCUGGCUCCUGUCAGCCGACUGUCAAGAUGGCGGCCCCCAGCACUCGCGCUCUGUGGGGCUACUGCGGCCGGGGGUGGUCGCGGGCGAUGCGGGGCUGCCGGCUCCCCGGGCUUCGUAGCUCCUGGCCAGGGAGUCCGCUGGGCGCGCGGCUCCUGUCCCAAGAGAAGCGGGCAUCGGAAACGCACUUCGGGUUUGAGACUGUGUCGGAGGAGGAGAAGGGGGACAAAGUUUACCAGGUGUUUGAAAGUGUGGCCAAGAAGUAUGACGUGAUGAAUGACAUGAUGAGUCUUGGCAUCCAUCGUGUCUGGAAGGACGUGCUGCUCUGGAGAAUGCACCCGUUUCCUGGGACCCAGCUCCUCGAUGUAGCCGGAGGCACAGGUGACAUUGCCUUCCGGUUCCUUAAUUACAUCCAGGCCCAGCAUCGGAGAAAGCAGAAGAGGCAGUUAAGGACCCAGCAAAAUUUAUCCUGGGAAGAAAUUGCCCAAAAGUACCAGAAUGAAGAGGAUUCCUUGAACGGUUCCCAUGUCGUGAUCUGUGACAUCAACAAGGAGAUGCUGAAGAUUGGAAAGAAGAAAGCCUGUGCACAAGGAUACAAAACUGGACUCGCUUGGGUGUUGGGAGAUGCUGAAGAACUGCCCUUUGAUGAAGACAAGUUUGAUGUUUACACCAUUGCCUUUGGGAUCCGGAACGUCACGCACAUGGACCGGGCACUCCAGGAAGCUCAUCGGGUCCUGAAACCAGGAGGACGGUUUCUCUGCCUGGAGUUCAGCCAAGUGGACAAUCCCCUUGUAUCCAAGCUUUAUGAUCUCUACAGCUUCCAGGUUAUUCCUGUCCUGGGAGAGGUUAUUGCAGGAAACUGGAAGUCCUACCAGUACCUUGUAGAGAGUAUUCGAAAGUUCCCAGCUCAGGAGGAGUUCAAGGAGAUGAUAGAAGAUGCGGGUUUUCAGAAAGUGACUUACGAAAGCCUGUCAUCGGGCAUCGUGGCCAUCCACUCCGGCUUCAAACUGUAACUCGUCACCGCCCUGGGGCAUGAGCCACACAUACUGUCAGAAGCCGGCAGCUCAGGAUAUCAGGCUGGUGAGCUGGCAACAACGUUUCCUCUUAAGGAUAUGUGCUUUGGACUCAUGUUCCCAUGUGACCAAUCCCAAAGAAGAAACAAAUCUGUCACUUGAUUUCAGCUUUCACUGGGAACUGCUUCCUGCAGGCCUUCUCCCCGAGGUAGUUUUUGCUCCGUUCCUGCUCCGUCCUCAGCUGUGCAGUGUGUGGGGAAGGUAAAGCCAGCACUAACGCUCAGUUUAGAGUGUGUUUGGAGUUUCUCUGCUGGUUCUGACUUCCAAGAGGACAGUGGAUCAUUUGAAUCUAAUGAUUUGAACCAGAAAACUUCCUAACUACCUGAGUCAGCCUUUCAGCCUAGGACUGGUUAAGGGCCAAAGCCAAGGCCUGUCAGUGCUGACAAUCACAACUAGAAUUAUAUACUGAACCACUAAAUGACUUUACAAUUUGUAUAGUAUUUGUAAAUCUUUUCUUGGAAAUACAUUCAUUUGAUGCUACCAAAGCCACUGUUGUUCCCUGUGCCUAUCAUGAAGAAAACAAAUCCAGAAAACUCCUCUUUUAUGUCUUAGAAAUCUUUGUCAGGAUAUAUUUGAAGGAAGGAUUUUAUAGUAAAAAAUGUCUGAAAAGUAUUUAUCUGGCCUAACCUCCUCCAGUGCUUGGGGGCAGAGCUCCUGUAUCCUUAAUGUAGUAAUUGAUGUUAAAAAUGAGGCCCUAUUUUUUAUGUGGAUAAAGCUUAAGGUUCAUGUGGGGCCUUGCUAAGAAAUUGCAGAAACCAACCUGCGAGUUGGCCGGCACUUUAAUUGUAAGUAACUGAGAUCUGGGCUAUUGGAACAGGCUGCCCCUUGUCCGAGCACAGUAGGGGUCAUUUAUGUGCCUUCCCUCAAGAUUUUGCCUGUCACUGAAAAGCUUUCAGAUAUAGCUAUCUGUAUGCAACUGUCUCAAAGACAAAGACAGCAACUAAGCAUCAAUAAAAUAACCCU
Molecule: messenger RNA, 2040 nt
Organism: Pipistrellus kuhlii (Kuhl's pipistrelle)
Lineage: Eukaryota; Metazoa; Chordata; Mammalia; Chiroptera; Vespertilionidae
Gene: COQ5
Product: coenzyme Q5, methyltransferase
Exons: 7
Coding region: 34-1017 (327 amino acids)
Biological process (GO): ubiquinone biosynthetic process
Molecular function (GO): methyltransferase activity
Source: RefSeq, a predicted model, not a curated record